AUUUUUAUUAUAAAUAUAAUUGUAAUUUUACCCGUGUGAAAAAAAAGUUCAAUUGCUAAGUACACGCAAUAGUUGUAAGUGUACAGAGAAUUUCUAACGUGUAUGACGUAAUGUACGUAAUUGUCGAGUGUACAUUUAUCAGGAGUAUAUGUAUGACAAGGCGCGAAAUCGGUAGUGCAAGUACUUACGGUACUUUUCUCAUUUUACUUACAUGGAUACAGAAGGAGACUCGCAAAUGAACUGGAAAAAUUCUUCGCUGGAUUAUGAGCAAUUUAUAGACAAUAUUUUGAACGCAAUUGGUCAUAUAAAAUUUUGGAAAAGAAAUUCUACUUUAUCAAGGACUAAAAACUUGAUAAAUAUUUUUUUAAAUGUAACUUUAUUGACUUUGAGCUCUUUGCUUGUAAUUUCCGAGACAAUUGCAAUAAAAAACAGCUAUGACUUGACGAGUUUUGCAGCUAAUUUGAACCCUGUUUUAUUUCAUUCAAUUGGAUUGUUCAAAUGGAUCUUUAUGAUCAUCAAAAUGAACGACAUUGAGGACAUUCUUGUGAGGAUGAAGCGUUGUCACAGGAUUUGUCUGAUCUACAAUGAAACGGAAGAAGACUUUUAUCAAUACACUACCAAACUGAUGAAUUAUAAGGACAAAAUGAUGAAAUUUACAAGAAUUUGGUUCUUUAUUUGUCUGUCUGGAGUCGUUCAGUGGUGCUUGAACCCCGUCGUUUAUGAUUAUUACAAUAUUCAUGUCAUAAAAGUGGCUGAUGAAAAUUACACGAGGAACUUGCCCUACCCGGGAUCAUAUCCGUGGAUCAUUGACAGUAAUUACAAAUACAUUUUGACUUUUGUUUUUCAGCUCACCAGCGCACUGACUACGUCUAUUGAAAUGGCGACUAGCGAUAUAUUAAAUGUAAUUUUUUUGGUUAAUAUAUCGCUGAAUCUUCAACUUUUGAAUGAAAGUUUGGUUAAAGAAAAAGAUAAUUUAAUUAUUUUGAGAUCUGCUAAUCAUGAAUUACCAGCUCAAAAGUUCAAAAAGGAAUUAAGAAACUGUUUGCUGCACCACCGAGAAAUUUUAUUAUUGGUCAACAAAUUCAAAAUCGUAUCCAGUUACUCAGUUUUUUUACUAUGCUUUGACAGUACAGUGGCUCUUUGUUUGAUUUCUUUGGAAGUUUCUAUGAUUGAGAUUAAUUCCAGCAUUGAAUGUAUAAUGAAAUUAAUGAGCAUGGCGGAAUACUGGUCAGGAGUUACCGUAGAAUUGUUCUUAUUUUCGUUCCUAGCGACAAGAAUCGAAGAAUUAGGAUUAAAAACUGCAGACGCGAUUUACGCGUGCAAUUGGGAACAACCGAUGGUUAGCUACCAAGCCGAAUUCAGAGGCGAACAUCGACGAACAACAUUCCAUAUAAAUCAGAUGAUAAAAUUUGGUCUAAUGUGCGCUCAAAAACCAAUUAUCUUCAACGGAGGGUUGUUUUACAUUCUGUCGGUUCAAACAUUUAAGGCUCUCAUGGGAUUUUCUAUGUCGAAUGCUGUGGUAUUAAGACAACUUUCCGGUGAAUCAUAGAAUUAUUUUUAAUAAAAAUAAAUGAAUAAAU
Messenger RNA from Cotesia glomerata, 1580 nucleotides. RefSeq names its product odorant receptor 13a-like. The record is from RefSeq and is a predicted model, not a curated record. The coding region runs from base 212 to 1549 and encodes 445 amino acids. Gene Ontology annotation, molecular function: olfactory receptor activity; odorant binding. Gene Ontology annotation, biological process: sensory perception of smell; detection of chemical stimulus involved in sensory perception of smell. Lineage: Eukaryota; Metazoa; Arthropoda; Insecta; Hymenoptera; Braconidae. Gene Ontology annotation, cellular component: plasma membrane. The transcript has 8 exons.